AUGCGUCCAGUUAUUGGCAUCACUUGCAGCUUGACGGCGAGCCCUAUCGGUGACUCCAUAUAUACUCUUGAGCGCAACAUAAUCGCCCGCGAUUAUGCCGGUGCGAUUGAAUACGCUGGGGGCACCCCGCUCCUCGUGCCACACGUUGAGGAUGUGGAGUGCAUCGACCGAUACUUGGGAGUGCUCGACGGGCUUGUGCUCUCCGGCGGUGGUGACAUUGAUCCGUUACUGUUUGGUCAGGAGCCGCAUCAAAAUAUGGGCAGCGUUGACCGUGUGCGCGAUGAGAUGGAACUGCAGCUUACUCAAAAAGCAUUAGACCAGGACCUGCCAAUCCUCGCAAUUUGUCGUGGGAUCCAGAUGCUAAAUGUCGCGGCAGGCGGCACGAUCUACCAAGAUAUUGCCGCUGAGAUGCCGCAGCCAACGUUACGCCACUCCCAAACGGGCGCAGGUUGGUAUGCGUCCCAUACAAUAGACAUCCUGUCCGAUAGCCGUCUGUUUCAGGUUUUCGGCAGUCCUACUACCCGUGUCAAUUCCUUCCACCACCAAGCGGUGCGAGAUGUUGCCGAGGGCUUUAUUGUAACCGCCAAAGCGAAAGAUAACGUUGUCGAGGCUAUUGAAAGCCCGACUCACCAAUUCGCGCUCGGCGUGCAGUGCCAUCCUGAGAUGAUGUGGGAACGUCAUCCGGAAGCCCUGAAUCUGUUCACGGCGUUUCUGAAAGCGUGCCAAUGA
This is a messenger RNA of Geodia barretti, 729 nucleotides long. Lineage: Eukaryota; Metazoa; Porifera; Demospongiae; Tetractinellida; Geodiidae. The record is from the annotation of a GenBank genome assembly.